GGCUUUGGGAAUAGACAGCUUGGUGACAGCUCCUGGAGCUGAAGAACUGUUAAAUAUGACUGAAAGGACAAGUUUUCAUGCAUAAAACAGCAGCAUGAGUCAACGUGGGCAGUCCUAAAGAGAACCCCUCCACCCCUCAAAAGAGGAGAGCACGAUACAAAGGACUGCAAGGUGUUUCCGUGCCAUACCUACAGGACUGUUACAGCUGCUCUUCCAUGCUAUCUCCAACUUUUCUUCCCCCCCAAUAGAGCUGAGCCUGACUUAAUUUCAAAGCCUUUUUGUACAGACAUAAUAUUUUCUGAACUUUAAAUGCUUUUGUACCUCCUGACAUUGUAAAAGGGAAGUGUAGGCUCUGAAAACCUAGUUAUGUCAGAGAGACAUUUUUAACUGUACUCCCCAGGUUCCAGUGUCAUCGUUUUCACUGCAGCAGUGGAGAUAAAACGGACACCAGACAGAAAUAUUUCCUCUCAGCAAACGAAGUUGCCUGCAGCUUGUAUAGCUCUGACCACUCAAGAAAUACUGCCAUAAAUGAACAAUUCAUCGUGUCUGCAGCCAUCGCCAGCUACCACUGUAGCUCUCCCCAUCAUCUACUCCUGCCUCCUUCCCGCUGGAAUCCUCGGCAACAUUCUGGCUGCCUGGGUGUUUUCACAGAAGGAGCCCACCCGAAGGACACAGUACAUUUACCUGGCCAACCUCGUGAGUGCCAACCUGCUGGUUUGCAGCACCAUGCCCUUCCUGGCCGCCUACUUUGUGGACGGGCACCGCUGGCCCUACGGCUCGGCGGCGUGCAGGAUCGCCCAUCACCUGGGGGCACUGGUCAUGCAGGUCAGCAUGUACGUGACCAUCACCAUCCUGUGCUCCAUUGCCCUCAGCCAGUACGCCACCCUGACCAAGAACUGUGGCACACAGCACUGCCCAGCUCUCCCAGGAAAAUUCCCCGGGCGCCUGCUGCACAAGUUCCAGCGGCCGAAAUUCGCUAAAUAUUUGUGCAUCGUUAUCUGGCUGAUUGUACUCUGCAUAACAAUCACAGCCACCAUGUACAAUAUCCAGGAGACAGUUUCAGGAGAGUUCCCCACGUGCUACAACAUCAAGGUAGAAGCUGGUGAACGUCCUGCAAUGAUCGCAGGUUCCCUUGCCACGGCGUGCUUUUUUCUGUCUUUUAUGACUGUUUUGUGGUCAUACUAUUCUCUUACAAGACAUCUGAGCAGAAUACAAAAAAACACCUCUAUUGGAGAAAAACAUCUGAUUUACAGAAGAGUGAAAAGAAACAUUCUUAUCAUCCAGAUGAUAUUAACUGUUUGCUUUCUUCCAUACCAUAUUUUUAAGCCCAUUUUCUAUGUACUGCUUACAGAUACUGACUGUCCAAGGUUAAACUAUCUAGUGGAAAUUAAAAAUGUCCUUACUUGUCUUGCUGCUGCUAAAAGCAGUUUGGAUCCAGUUAUAACCCUUCUGUUAGACGAAAGAUUUAAGAAAAGUCUUUAUGGCCUGUUUACAAAAUCCACACCAGAACAUCAAAAAAGUAACAAUGAUAUUUUCAUUGAAAUGGGAAGGAGUACGGAAAGAUUUUCAUAGACUAUAAAUAAUAAUGAACUAAUUUUAACUACCUUUAGGCAGGCUUUGAUAUAAAAUGGUAAAUAUUUAAAUAAAAUGGUAACAUAUU
Messenger RNA from Sturnus vulgaris (Common starling), 1660 nucleotides. RefSeq names its product G protein-coupled receptor 82 (gene GPR82). Gene Ontology annotation, biological process: G protein-coupled receptor signaling pathway. Gene Ontology annotation, cellular component: membrane. NCBI's taxonomy places the organism in Eukaryota, Metazoa, Chordata, Aves, Passeriformes, Sturnidae. The record is from RefSeq and is a predicted model, not a curated record. Gene Ontology annotation, molecular function: G protein-coupled receptor activity.